CUGGGAAGCCAUUUUGGGAUUCUGCAGUGUGGAACAGAAAGAAUGCGCUGUCAACUCUCAAACUUCUUUUGAGUUAUUGGGCAGGAGAUCGCCCCGUCCUGGAACACAAUGCUGAAUUAAACUAUUCUUCCUUCCUUCUCUGUGGGAUGAAUGAUGCUGCAUUUUGAAAAGAUCCAGGUUUGAAGGUGUACCUCUGCUGCUGUUUUCUGACCAGUUGUUAUGAUUUGAAACAGUGACCAUGGAUUUUUCACGUCUUCACACGUAUACCCCUCCCCAAUGCGUGCCAGAGAACACUGGCUAUACUUAUGCACUCAGUUCAAGCUACUCAUCAACUGCUCUAGAUUUUGAGACUGAACACAAACUGGACCCUGUGUUUGACUCCCCAAGAAUGUCAAGGCGCAGCUUACGUUUGUCUGCUGUAACAUAUAACACACCUGAGGAUACACACAAUGAAGGCAUCUUUGGUGGUGGCAGAGGCUCCUAUGGCGGGAAAAAGGCAUUUGCAGACCAGUCAACUAAGUUUGUAAAGCAGCGUAAAAGUGUGGUGAAACAGUCUGGCUCUGUAAGACAUACCCCAAGAAAAAGUGUGCCCAGCUCUUCCAGUUUUAGCCACAGUAGUUUCAGUAGCCACACAAGUGAUGGCUCUUUAAUGUCAACCAUAUUGGAUGAGUCUUCAAUACAGGAGCAGACAGCUGUUGACCAUUUUUGGGGUCUUGAUGAUGAUGGUGAUCUCAAAGGUGGAGACACUACAGUGAUUCAGGGCAAUGGUGACUUAGCAACAGCUGAGAACCAGACAACACUGAGCAAUGGGUAUACCUGCAGUGACUGCAGCAUGCUUUCUGAGCGGAAGGAGGUCCUCACAGCAUACUCGGCUGCUCGCAUGCCAUCCUCAAGAAUUUACUCCAGGGAUCGAAGCCAAAAACACAAGUCUAGGGGCCUCCCUUUCUACACAAAUCAGAUUCUGCGAGCAGCCAAAUAUACCACAACAUCUUUUUCAUCACUCAUAGUGCAGUUAUUUCAAAUGAUCUUGCUGAAGCUGGGCUAUGACUGUAAAGCUCACUCUAGCUACUGUGGAAGCAUGAAUGUAAAAGAAUUUCUCAGGGAAGAUGGCCACCUGGGUAUGAAUGGAGAAUCAAUGUGUGAUGACUGUAAGGGGAAGAAACACCUUGAAACACACACAACAGCCCACAUGCAAUCCUCAAGGUCUAAAAGAGUAGCAAGGACCAUUUGGCACAUCUUUUCUUACACAGGUUACUUCUUGCUACAUAUGUUACAAAGAAUGGGAACAGCAGGAUGGUUUGUGUCCAGGAAGAUUAUGUCACUCCUUUGGCUAGCUGUUGUGUCUCCAGGGAAGGCAGCUGCAGGAGUGUUCUGGUGGCUUGGGACUGGAUGGUAUCAACUUGUUACUCUGAUUUCUUUGCUGAAUGUGUUCCUUCUUACAAGAUGCCUUCCAAAGAUAUUCAGACUGCUGUUGUUUCUCCUCCCGCUAUUGCUGUUGCUAGGAUUAUGGCACUGGGGUACCGAAGGUUUCCUUUCGUUAUUGCCAGCUUUGAAUUGGACGGGCAUACACAGAAUACACAGCUGGGAAGAUUCUGCAAAUAUCAUUGAGCCUCAGCCUGAUGACUCUUAUGCUCUUCCAUACCCUGAUGAAACUAUGAAGGUAUUUGAUGCAGAUCGUGUGAUAGAGCUGGAAAAGAAAAUGGCCUUUAUGUCUAAGAGAUGGCAUCAUCGGGAUGAAGAAUAUAGUAAAGUGCUACUUCUUCUGCAAAGCCUUCAAGAUCAAGUUACCCAGAUGAAUGACAAAAGUGAAAUGCUGACACUCAUUAAAAACGUGGUGGGCCAGCAUAUUAAAGAAAUGAAACCUGAUGAAACGCUACACCCAGCGCGUGACUUUCUGACCUUGCACCAAGAACAUGAAUGGCGCAUUGUAGCUUUAGAAGAUCUCCUUGCAAAACUCUCAGAAAAAUCGGAGGGACUUCAGAAGGAACUUGAGCUAACCAAAGCACAAAAAAUGAGUGACACUGAUGAACAAAACAGGCAUCUGUUAUCCAAGAUUAAACACCUAGAACUUGAGUUAGGUCAUAUGAAAUCAGAACUGCUAAGUUCACAGGGUUUGAAAACUUGCUGUGACAGAAUGGAUACCCUUCAUGAAAAGGUAGAUACCCAAGUUAAAGAAUCAGUCAAGAUCAUGCUUUUUGGCAACCAACAAGGAGACUUGCCAGAAUCACUGCUUCAGUGGCUAACAUCCAAAUUUGUGAGCAAGAGUGACUUGCAAAAUUUGUUACAAGAUCUGGAGUUGCAGAUCCUCAAGAACAUAACUCUCCACAUGUCUGUCGCAAAUACAAAGUCAACUUCAGAGGUAGUAACGAGCGUUGUGAAUGAGGCUGGGAUUUCAGGCAUCACAGAAGCACAAGCACGCAUUAUUGUCAAUAACGCACUGAAGCUCUUUUCACAAGACAAGACUGGCAUGGUUGACUUUGCCUUGGAAUCUGGAGGUGGCAGUAUUUUGAGUACUCGCUGUUCAGAGACAUACGAAACCAAAACAGCUCUAAUUAGUCUCUUUGGAAUUCCAUUGUGGUACUUCUCUCAAUCUCCUCGUGUAGUGAUCCAGCCUGACAUGUAUCCUGGAAACUGCUGGGCUUUCAAAGGAUCACAGGGAUACCUGGUUGUCAGGCUUUCCAUGAUGAUCUACCCUACAGCCUUCACCCUGGAACACAUACCAAAAACACUUUCACCAACAGGCAAUAUUACCAGUGCUCCAAAGGAUUUUUCAGUAUAUGGUCUUGAAAGUGAGUAUGAACAAGAGGGCGAACUUCUUGGGCAAUAUAUUUAUGAUCAAGAUGGAGAGCCAUUACAGAUGUUUCAAGUAACGGAGACAACUGAAAAACCAUUCCAGAUAGUGGAGCUAAGAAUUUUUUCUAACUGGGGCCAUACAGAGUACACUUGCCUCUAUCGGUUUAGAGUGCAUGGAAGACCUGCUGAAUGAAUCCUAUGUACCCUUUCCUACUUCUUGAUGUAUAUUUUUUCUGUUUAUAUGUAUAUAAAGGGAAAGCCUGGAACACUGGAAUUCUUAAAAGAUACGUGAUGGGCUGCAGGUUCCAAGUUCUUGGCUAAGUAUAGAAGACUGCCAACAGAAUUGUAUAUCAAACCAAAUGGUUAUUUGCUCGGAUGCUCAGCUUGUACCUUCCAGACAGCUUUAUAUUUUUAACGUGUUCAUUCUAAGAAAAAUAUUGCAUGCCAACCGCUCUCAUUUGCAAAACUCAGUUAACAGGCUAGUAAAUAUCUAUUUUAUUACUUUGCAAAAUAAGCUUUUUAAAACUUCUUUUUUUGGCAGCUAGGAAUCUGUUUUCAUUGUGGGGGCUCACCUUCCCCACAUAUAUGAUUUUUAAAAAACGACCGUGGAUGCAGUCUACCAUGUUCUGCAGCUAAAUAGUUUCCAGUCACUUGGACGGGGUUUGCAUGUGGUUCCAGCACAAGCCCUCUUUAAGGGAUGGAGACUGUGUGGCACCAGUAGUUGCUGCAUUGCCUUUUGGCCACAACCUCCCAGACCUGGUGCCACUUCACAUACUUUAAAUUCUCAGCAGGAUUUGACACCAGUGUUGUGUUUUUGAGGGAAAGGUUCUGAUUUCAUCUGGAAUUGUCUAAGAACAUCUUGCUAAAAGACACAUUUGGUAAGAAUAUGUUUUAAUGUUACAGAUAGGAAAGGAAUAGAGCCAGAAGUCUAUUCAGACUGGUAACCAAACUGGAAAAACAAAAGAAAAAAGCAUCAUUAACAGGUGUUUUAAACAUAAAUGGGUUUAAAUUUUGAUUUUUUAAUAACUUUCCUUUUAAGCAAGUUGAUGGUUACAGUAGCUAAUAGCAGUUGAAUGAAUUAGAAGGUUUCCAUGAGUGUUAAGUACAAAUUUGGCCAAGCUUUUCAGCGUAAUAUCAACAGAAGUAUAUGCUGAAUAAAGGAGGAAGAGGUCUCAUCAAUAAGAAAUGGCCUGAACAGGAUUGAAUUAGAAUGGCUUACAAGAGUAGAUGCUGAAAGAUGAGAAAUAAUAAGGAAGUAGAAGUGGAACCAGAAUUAAAAGGAUGAUGCCAGAAAUGCUAAACCUCAGAUGAGGUAACCUGUAACCAUGUUUCAUCCCUGGGGCUUAUUCAUACAUUCUCUUUUGUGUAGUUAAAUAUCCCAAGCCUCACUGGGUAUUCUGGGGUUGCUGCUAAUCUCUGGAAAGCCAGAGGAAACUUCACAAGAUUGAAUGUUGUUGAAACCUCAGGGGCAAAGUUUUGACAACACUUCUCCCAAAACAACUGUUU
Molecule: messenger RNA, 4299 nt
Organism: Podarcis raffonei (Aeolian wall lizard)
Lineage: Eukaryota; Metazoa; Chordata; Lepidosauria; Squamata; Lacertidae
Gene: SUN1
Product: Sad1 and UNC84 domain containing 1
Exons: 23
Coding region: 239-2986 (915 amino acids)
Biological process (GO): nuclear envelope organization
Cellular component (GO): meiotic nuclear membrane microtubule tethering complex; nuclear envelope
Molecular function (GO): protein-membrane adaptor activity
Source: RefSeq, a predicted model, not a curated record